CACGGAACGCUUUACUAUUUAGGAAACAAUGACCAAGACCAAUACCACCGAAAUGGGGUGGGGAUAUUUGUUUCUGCAAAACAUACACAAUGUGUUAUCAGCCAUUCACUAAUAUUGGAUAGGCUGAUGAUACUUCAAAUACAGGGUCAACUUUUCAAGAUUAAUAUAAUACAAGUAUACGCCCCAACAUUUACCAAUAAUAAUGGAGACAAGCUAGAAGACUUAUACAACUCUAUCAAUAAGAUACUUGGCAAACUAAAAAAGAAUGAUAUCACCGUGAUUAUUGGUGAUUACAAUGCUAAAGUUGGCAUGGGAAGACGGGAAGAUCUGAUAGGAGACUUUGGGUUGGGUCUAAGUAUUGGGAGAGGGGACAGACUUUUUGAAUUCUGCCAGGAAAAUGAUAUGGUGAUUACGAACACUUGGUUCAAAUUACCAAAAAGAAGACUCUACACCUGGAAAUCACCUGCUGAUAACAAUCAUUCACCAAUUAGAAACCAUAUAGACUACAUACUCGUUAAUAAACGUCACAGAAACUGCAUAACACGGGUGACAACAUUUCCUGGUGCAGAUAUUGGUUCUGACCAUGUUCCAUUGGUGGCAGACAUCAAACUAAAAUUAAAGGCAAUUAAACCAAAGUGCAGAAACCAACACUAUGAUAUUACGAGAAUAGAAAUACAGUGGAACCUCGGUUAAUGACCAAAUCGGUUAAUGAACUUUUAUUUUGCAAAAAUUUUGUCUCGGAUAACAAACAUAAUGGUAUUUUGUGUCAAAUUUUAGUUGGUGUUAUGCA
Molecule: messenger RNA, 790 nt
Organism: Centruroides sculpturatus (bark scorpion)
Lineage: Eukaryota; Metazoa; Arthropoda; Arachnida; Scorpiones; Buthidae
Product: craniofacial development protein 2-like
Exons: 1
Biological process (GO): chromatin remodeling
Cellular component (GO): nucleus
Molecular function (GO): catalytic activity
Source: RefSeq, a predicted model, not a curated record